Molecule: messenger RNA, 800 nt
Organism: Zonotrichia albicollis (white-throated sparrow)
Lineage: Eukaryota; Metazoa; Chordata; Aves; Passeriformes; Passerellidae
Gene: BHLHA15
Product: basic helix-loop-helix family member a15
Biological process (GO): axon development; positive regulation of transcription by RNA polymerase II; sensory organ development
Cellular component (GO): nucleus
Molecular function (GO): E-box binding; protein dimerization activity; DNA-binding transcription factor activity, RNA polymerase II-specific
Source: RefSeq, a predicted model, not a curated record
ACGCCGCGUUCCCUCCCUGUUGUCCCCGCAGCCCUUGCUGCUGUUCCUGGCUUCCCCUGGGUCUCUGCCGCGUUGCCCUUUGGGCCCCAGGCACCUUCUCAGCAGCGGGUGGAGUGCACACUGACCAUUAAUACCAGUGCAUCCAACACAACAUGAAGACUAAAACCAAAGGAAAGAAACAAAGGCAAACCGCUGACAAAGAAGCGUUUUCCGAAGAGCCAGCAAUGAGAAAAAAGGAACUGGUGAAAUGUCUGCGGCGCAAAGAAAGGAGGAAUGGGGGGAACAAGGAGAGCAGCAAGAGCCCCCCAGGCAGAGGCAGGCGUGCUUGGAGCAGCAAGGACAGGCUGCUGAGGAGGCUGGAGAGCAACGAGCGCGAGAGGCAGAGGAUGCACAAGCUCAACAACGCCUUCCAGGCCCUGCGCGAGGUGAUCCCUCACGUGAGGGCCGAGAACAAACUGUCCAAAAUAGAGACUCUCACUCUGGCCAAAAACUACAUCAAAUCCUUGACCUCCAUUAUACUCAAUAUGUCCAAUGGACACUUCCCAGCAGUAGAAGGGAUGGGGGGAGCCUGGGGAUCCAAAUUGUACCAGCAUUAUCAACAGCAGCAUGGGGAGGAUGACCAUGAGGAAAAUCUACAGAAAUAUUCCACAUAGAUUCAUAACUUCAGCCAAAACACCAACUGCCAGCUGCUACUGUCAUUGUUUUUCCUUCUUACAUCAUAAUACGUGUCAUUACCUAGAGGUUUAAAAAGAUUAUUUUGGCCUCCAGUCUCUCCUUUUUUUUUUUUUUUCCCUUAAAAA